Messenger RNA from Polyodon spathula (Mississippi paddlefish), 1475 nucleotides. RefSeq names its product protein shisa-1-like. The record is from RefSeq and is a predicted model, not a curated record. The coding region runs from base 34 to 870 and encodes 278 amino acids. Lineage: Eukaryota; Metazoa; Chordata; Actinopteri; Acipenseriformes; Polyodontidae. The transcript is spliced from 2 exons.
AAUACUUACCGUCUUGUUCUAAGCUAAAAAGCAAUGACAUCUUUGCUGCUAGUUUGUGCGCUGGCAUCCUUGCUCUUUGGUUUCCAGUCGAGCAGUGUGGAUGCCGGUGGAGAAUAUUGCCACGGUUGGGCCGACACCUACAAUAUCUGGCACGAUGGCUUCCAGUGCCCGGAGCGGUAUGAUGGGGAAGAAGCCAGGUUUUGCUGCGGGACGUGCCAUCUCCGCUACUGCUGCAGUACCCCGGAAUCCAGACUGGACCAGGAGACCUGCGACAACGAUAGUUUUCUGGGUUUGGAAACCGAAGAGCAAACUAGCCACAAGCCACCACAAGUGCCUACGUACCUGCCUUUCCUCAUCGUUGCCAGCGUGUUUGUAUCCUUCAUUGUCGUCGGCUCCUUUGUCGCCGUGUUCUGCUGCCGUUGCCUGAAGCCCAAAGCUGGGGGGCAGCAGUGCGGCUCCGUGCCUGUCCAGAGCCGCCUGAUCGAGUCGGGACCCCCCUCGGAUGGCAGGACCCCCUCCCGCCACUCCAGUUCCAGCUCCAGCUCUGCCAGUCGUUGCUCGGCGGGGGGUCGGCCCCAGAACAACAUCUGCACCAUGGGCACAGAGGGCAUGAACGUGUACAUGAGCAUGCCUCCGCCGGGCAGCUACCCGGUGAUGGGAUGCCCUCCACCCCAGCAGUACAUGCCCCACAACCAGACCUCCUCUCCCUUUGUGCAGCCUCAUGGGUACAUGGGCUACGGAAUCCCACCAGAGCAUGCUAUGCUGAUGACCCCUGCGUACAUCGACAGCAGAGUGGCUUAUGGGCAGCAGCACCCCUUCCCACAGGCACCCAUGCAUACCGAGCAGCUGUACCCAGGAGUGACUUUAUGAGAACUUCUUAUUUUUAUUAAAAGUUUUAAAAGGAUAAAGACUGAAGUUAGAUUUGGAUGUGUCGAUCCGUCCUAUAGCCAUUGGGUCAUGAGCUACACUCCAGGGAUAGGGUUCAGCCAAAAUGCAGGGUUUGUUUAGAGGAAAGAGGAAUAAGGCAAGACUGUAUAUUCCAGUUAAAUAUGUGGGGUGCUUAUUUAAAAAAAAAAAAAGUUUCCUUUGAAAAGAGAAAUUUUGGCAGCAGACAGUGGGUUAGAGGGAAUAAGUAGAUAUCCUUGUAUAUUUAGGAUCUCUCAGAGGAAUGUUUACUAAGCCAAGGGGGUGCUUUGAAAUUCUCUAGCAGUGUUAAAUAUUCCUCAUGUUUAUCUUGUGGGAAAUUACACUGGUCUGUCACUUGAUGAUGAGACUCAAGUAACAUAAUCUAGUUUACAACAAGAUGAGAUACGAAACAAGACUGUUCUUGUGUUGCUGGAUUCUCCCCUCUGUGAGUCCAGUGGUCCACAAACCAGUAGAAACCAAAGAUUCAUGCUGAGAACUUUUAAACUUCUUGUUGCACAUUUUAUUAAAACUGAAGAGACUGCAUCUCAAACCAAUGCAAAUGUUGUGAA